UAUUGAGUGAAGUACAAUCCCAGAUGACUCCUUCAAGGCAAGAAUCUGUGUACACACAAUUCAUCAAGAUUUACCUGAACAGAAGAGAGACUGCAGCAACAUUACCAAAGUGCUAUGACAGCAACAACCCAGAACUGAACUCCACAGCUUGGUUUACAGAGUACAUCGGUUCUUUCAUAACUUUCCUCACUGUCGUGGAUCUUCAGUCAUUUGGAUCUCAACAGUACUUGCAGCUGUUCACAGUGAAUCCUCAGAAUAUUUUCCUUAUUAAGAAGUACAGGGUGGAUCUGACAUUAAUCAUCUACUACAUUCAGUUAGUUUAUCAACAAGACAUCAACUUCAGUCCACUUGGCCUUCCUCCAUCGGGUCAGUGCUUUGCUCCUGGUCGGGUGUUCACUCAGUUGACUGCACAAGAAACUUUGACAGUUUUGGGAAAUGUCAACAGUAUCUGUACAGACCUAGAUCCACAGAUUGCUGCUGCUUUGGCAAAUAAUUUUGGUGAGAAAAUUGAUGCCCAAGUCAUUUCCGCCCUUGGUAAUGAAAGCAGCAGCUUGUCCAUAAGCCAGAUAAAGUCUUUGAAGCCUUCAGACUUGGUGGAUUCUCUCAACACUCUCAGCAAUGUGAUUGGAUGGAGAAAAGGACAGGCCAAAGCCAUCGUCCAGUCUUUGCUGUCUUCAGGAUUUUUACAGAUCAACAGCUCAGCCUUCUUGCUAAACCUGGGCUCCCUCAUCCCUGGUGUACCAUCAACUGUGUUCAGCAGCAUCAGCGGCUCUGAUCUUGUCACUGUAUCCAGAAACCCUUCAUUCUUGUACUACAUACUGUCUGCUCCACGGAUUGUCCAGCUGUCUUUUGUGAUAAGGGUAAGACAACCUUAGCGCUGAUCAAGGAUUUCAGAUGUAAACUAUAGUCAUUCCAGCAUUAUGCUAGUUGGCCCUAGAUGUCAUUUGUAUAUUUUUAAGUCUGACUUCAAU
Messenger RNA from Oryzias melastigma (Indian medaka), 971 nucleotides. RefSeq lists its product as uncharacterized. The transcript is spliced from 6 exons. The record is from RefSeq and is a predicted model, not a curated record. Gene Ontology annotation, biological process: cell-matrix adhesion. Bases 24 to 875 code for a protein of 283 amino acids. NCBI's taxonomy places the organism in Eukaryota, Metazoa, Chordata, Actinopteri, Beloniformes, Adrianichthyidae. Gene Ontology annotation, cellular component: cell surface.